Messenger RNA from Setaria italica (foxtail millet), 736 nucleotides. Its product is annotated as 22 kDa alpha-zein 8. The transcript has a single exon. The coding region runs from base 41 to 655 and encodes 204 amino acids. The record is from RefSeq and is a predicted model, not a curated record. Gene Ontology annotation, molecular function: nutrient reservoir activity. Lineage: Eukaryota; Viridiplantae; Streptophyta; Magnoliopsida; Poales; Poaceae.
UUAUAAUUUGAAACCCACUAGCAGCCUCUUAUUAGCAACAAUGGCAGCAAAGAUAUUUGCUCUUUUUACGCUCCUUGCCCUUUCGGUGAGCGCUGCCACUGCAGUCUUUAUUCCGCAGGGAUCCCUAGCUGCUGCUGCCGCUAUUCCACAAUACCUCCCACACGUGACAGCCUUGGGAUAUGAAAAUCCAAUUGUGCAGUCCAACAGGCUACAACAGGCGCUCGCCGCAAACAUCUUAUCAUCACCGGCACUCUUCCUACAACAACCAUGGGCCCUAUCGCAGCAGCAAUCCCUCGCACAUGUGACAGUACAGAGCAUCACCGCACAACAGCAACAAUAUCUACCAGCGUUCAGCCAACUAGCCCUGGCUAGCCCUGCCGCCUACUGGCAACAGCAACAGCUGCUUCCAUUCAACCAGCUAGCUGUGGCAAAUGCCUACUGGCAGCAACAGCAGCUCCGUCCAUUCAACCAACUGGCUAUUGCAAACCCUGCUGCCUACUGGCAGCAACAGCAACAGCUGCCAUUCAACCCAUUACGUUUGGCCAACUCUGCUACGUACUGGCAACAACAACAACUGCUUAGUGUCAACCCACUGGGUGUGAUGAAUCCCACCGCUUUCAGGCAGCAACCCAUCAUUGGCUCGGCUAUCUUCUAGAUUAACUAUGAGUUGUACUUCUUUAAUAAAGUUUGCAUGCUGAGGAGUUUGACUCUCGGAAAUAAGAAAUGUUUUGUUUAA